GUUUUCGGCUAUAAAAGCACACGGUUUCUGAAGAGAUGACACUUCACCAAGAGCUGCAAACUCAUCAGCGACUCUACUGAACGUCCACUCUACAACCGGCCUAAUCAUGAGCAGAAACUACAUGUCCAAGUUUGACGAGAUGCGUAAGGGAGACUACCUUAUGUCCAACAACCACGAGUGGAAAGCCUGCUUCCAGGAGGAUGGAAACUUUGUGAUCUACGGCUGGAAGCCCAUGUGGAACUCCGACACCGCCGGCCAGCGCGACGCCCACCGCCUGUGUAUGCAGGACGACUGCAACUUUGUCAUGUACAAGAGGGACAACAAGAUGAUGUGGCAGACCAAGUGUUCAGCGUCCGGUGGCUUCAAGAUGUGCCGCAUGUGGCUGCGCAACGAUGGUACCAUGGUGGUGGAGAGGGACGGAGAGGAGGUGUGGUCCUCUGCUCAGUCUAAGGGUUUCAAGCAGUGAGCCGACCCCCUGUAGCUCUACCAGGGAUCAGCUCAUGCUGAUAAUACCCACACUUUUCAUCUGUGCUGCAUGACUGUCU
Messenger RNA from Salvelinus fontinalis (brook trout), 545 nucleotides. Its product is annotated as B-type lectin plumieribetin-like. The record is from RefSeq and is a predicted model, not a curated record. The transcript is spliced from 3 exons. The coding region runs from base 107 to 466 and encodes 119 amino acids. NCBI's taxonomy places the organism in Eukaryota, Metazoa, Chordata, Actinopteri, Salmoniformes, Salmonidae.